CUUUGCCCAAAGCUGCCUCGGCUGCGUCGACGGCUCGGUCUACGAACUAAUUAAUUCCACGUUCUCCACGACAUGAAUUCCUUCCGAUCUUGAUGUCGUGCGACUCCUUCCUCUCUCUAUGCCUGUAGCAUGUCUGCAAGCAGCUUUGCCGCUGCUCAAGAGCGGAUACUUGCGCAACAAGUGGCGAGACAACAAGAAGCACGCGCCCGCCAGCAACAGACCGAGAUAAGCGGAGCGCAUACCUCGCUGUCGCGAAUUGCCCACUCUUUGCGACCGGGAGUUUCGUCAUUAUGGUCGACUUUGCUGGAAUCCGAAGGGACGCGGCCGGCAUUCCGAGUAGGCCAAGUUGAUGCUGAGCUCCUCGACGAAGAACUAUUGGGCUUGUUGAAGACACAAGUCGGAGAUGCGCUCAAGUACCUAGGUCCGCAUUUGCAGGACGAUUGGUCUCAAGAGAUCCUCCUUGCUCUUCGAGCCGCCCUCUUCAAACUCUCCAUAUGGGACAAUGAUGCCUCUUAUGGCGCCUCUCUACAGAACCUCCGUUAUACCGACGCCCGUCAGUCCAGCUUAGCGCUACCAAAACCGACGAAAUGGCAAAAGGGCCUGUACGGUCUAAUCACGAUCUUUGGACGGUAUGGAUGGGACAAAUGGCAAGAUUGGCUUAUUGACCAAGAGCGAGGGUAUACUGCCCCUUCGGAGAAAGUGCAGCGGUUGAUGCGAGCCACUUCCUUCAUCUCGACCACCCACUCAAUAGCUGCGUUUUGUUCUUUCUUGGUCUUCCUUGUCAACGGCCGAUACCGAACGCUCACCGACCGUCUUCUUCGCCUGCGGCUCGUCUCUCCGUCCAACCAAGUGAGUCGGGAGGUGUCGUUUGAAUAUCUCAACCGUCAGCUUGUCUGGCAUGCUUUCACGGAAUUUUUGUUGUUCCUUCUCCCUUUAGUCGGAAUCAAUCGGUGGCGUAAGUGGCUUUCAAGAGCAUGGAAGAGGACUAAAGAUGCAAUGCGCUCCGAGAGCGCAGGUGACGAUGAUGAAAAGAUCAAGAGCGGGCCACUCUCGUUUCUUCCCGAGAGGACUUGCGCAAUAUGUUACAAUGACCAGAACCCGACCUCGACUUCUGAAGCAGAAAUUCUUGGAGCAAAUGUGGGUGCGGGAGGUGGUGUGAUUGGUUCGGCCACGACCGACAUUGUCAAUCCGUACGAGACUAUUGCAUGCCGCUGCAUCUAUUGCUUUGUAUGCAUAGCAAAGAAAAUUGAGGCCGAGGAAGGUGGUGGAUGGUCAUGCUUACGAUGCGGCGAGCUUGUGUACAAGUGUCGCCCGUGGAAUGGGGAUGUCCUCGAGGAGAGGAAAUUCAGUGGCAAGAAUGGGAAGACCGUUGGUUUCUCUUUUACCGCCGGGGACGAGGCUGAGGGCACUACCAACGAGAAUCCCAGAGAUGGUGCCAGACUAGGCGAAUCCACACUUAGCUCGUCCGAGUGGUCCAUGACAGGAGCAGAUUCGACAAGUGGCUGAGCAUCUCUUUUUGUGGGAUCGGUUGACUGCUGAUUAUACUUCGCCACACCGACGCUAGUAUAAGGCGAGCAACAUCGCGAAAACGGAAGCUAUCAGCAUCAGAACGGCAACAAUUUGAUUCACUCGUACAUAUGUACAGACUAUGGACGGCGACUCGUGUUCACAACAGACUGGAAAUCGUCUCCUUCCAAUGACUCCAAAGUGAAGUUGCUACCUUUCAACACCGCUAACGCUCAAGUAUACACAUUACCAUUCUUAAUCAGGUUAAGGAAUGUCUCCUUGUCAUGUCCUGGGAUGACCUGACCCCUGGUCGUUCUCUCGAGCUGCUUCAAACGUUGCGUGCUCUGGAACCAUGCCGGGUGGUCUCUUGCGAGCCAGCCCUGAGGAAUACCAUCACGCCACUGCAGAUAACAAUCAGUACAACUCCACGCAAACAACAAUUCAGUCGACUUACGUUCUCAAUGAUGUGGCAAUGGUCACUGAUGAAGAGGAAGGUACCGCUAUCCGGCAUAUUGAUCUGCAUACCGACCAACCCUAAGGCAACAAGUCAGGUACACGUUUUGGAGCGGGUGAUGGUUAGACUUACCAUCUGUAUGGCCAGGCAGGUGAUGCAGCGUAAUGCCCUGGCAGAAGUCGAAUGUGCGAUCAUCGAACGUCUUCCAGUUACUAGCAGGCAUCAGUACAUGGUCCUAAUCCCUGGAAUAUAACACUUACAAGCUCAACUUGAGGUAAUGCUCCAGGUAGACGCCAGCAUCCGCUCCGGUUGCCACGGACCAGAAGGCUGCCUUCAACUCUCGGUCGUGCACCCAGAUUUCAACGUCCUUUCUGUCAAGGAACAUGUCCAACCCGCCUGCGUGGUCCAGGUGCAGAUGACCAAUGAUGAUCUUUUUGAUGUCCUCGAGCUUGUUGCCGGUAGCCUCAACAGCCGCCUUCAGCUCAUGCCGGGGCUCGUAUUUUACACGGGCAAAGACAUCGCUGAGAGUAGGACCCCAGACCUCCGGAUAGUCUUUCCCACAUCCAGUCUCCCACAGAAUCAGGCCCUCGUGGGGAUGCUCAAUCAGGAUACAGUACAUAGGCAGCUCUCUUCGCUUGUUGACAAAGGACCUGUUUUCAGUGCUUUUGGUGCUGGUGUUACCACCGCGAAGCACAAAGGCCUCAUCACACUCUAGCCAUCCGACUUCCAGCACGUGGAACUUCGUGCCUUUAGGACAGACGCUAGAGAUGUGGUUUGGGACAGCACCGCGGUCCAGUUGUUGUUGAAUCCCAGCCAUGAUGUGAGCGAGAACGGGACUGUGCUGCUUACACAGGCGUUAUGAGCAGAGGAACUGGGUACCUUGGGGAGAGGAGUGGGAGCAGAAGUAGGGGUCGGCCAGAAGAGGCCAGGAGUAGUUGUAUCUGGGAUGGUAUUUGAGGGGCUCAGGAUGUGUUUGCCGAACUUCAAGACAACGAAUUCGGCACUCUGGAGGCCCCGCACGCUUUCGCCAGUCGACCAUUCCUUCCUCCGCUGCGGAGAAUAUCCGAGCUCCUCAGCGUACGAAGAGCGAAUGAAGAUUCGGCAUGGCGAUGAGGCAGUGCCUGUGCGUGCCUAGUCACGGACUACAGUAGGACGUACCACUGGCACGGCGCCAGCUUCGUCUAUCGAGACGCAGAUGACGCGAGAGGCGUCUCCGAGAUUGCAGCGCUCGAGUUCCAUCUGCCAUAGAUUCCAUGGAUUUGCUUUGAUGGGAUUCCGCUCCCCGCACCCCGGAACCAGUAUAGCGACACCGAGGAGGGGAACGACCGGAUCAUCCUGUCCACUGCAUCGAAAGGAGCUUGUCAGUCUUUAGCAACUUCUGUGACUAAAAGGAUCCAUGUGUCGAGGCUUUGUUGUUGUGGUUGGCCUUUGGGAACCGCGUCCCUCCAGUCCGGACCUGUCACCCUCUGCUUGAAGCAGUCCUAAAACCAGAUGGCCGCUGUACAAUGUUGUACCAUUCGAAGCUUGCAGUUCGGCAUCGCCAACUAUGGUCGGCACCAAUAAGCUUUCGAUACGCACCAUCCGAUAGGCACCCGCGCCCACUCCCAAGGCAACCGGUUCUGUUGUACCUGGCAGCUUGUUCCAAUGUUGGUGAUGCUGUCGAGACUCACCCCGAAAAUGAUGGAGCUAAUGAGUUUUUGCCGAGGCUGACAACAAGCGCGAUGCAUUCUCCGAGAUCAAGCCCAUCAGCGCGAUCUGAACCCUCCUGCAGCACUGGCAGAGCUGUCAGACUCGAGAAGAGGGGCAUGAGCUCAUAUUCUUGCUCUCGGACUACAACAGUACUAGUAGUUGGCUUGUCUCCGGAUUCGAUCUUCGAUCAUUGCAACGAUUCCCAACCUUGGCCAGUAUACCUAGGUGUGUGCUUACCCCCCAGUCGCCAGGUCGCUGUCAGCGCAAUUUGCUCGGAUUGUCACCAUAUUCUGUUCUGUGGUCCGCAAUGCACAAUUGACUCGAGCCCUGACUAUAAUCAGUCUGCAUCGCACAAUUUUCGAGCCUGGAGGAGACAGGCGAAGGGAGACAUGGGGAGCGGCUCGACGGACCCUCAGCAAGGGAACGGCCACUAGGGCGGCCGUAUGAUGGUCCCAGCUGAAACAGUGCCCGGGCAAGGGUUGGGCACAAAGCGUUUCUACCGGGUUAUAGUUGCAGCUUACUAAAAAUACCUGCGUUGGUCGUAGUUUGAAGGGGGAUUAGACGUGUAAUAAUGCGACUGCAGAGCGACAGGAAGACACCAACUCUUAAGUUCUGCUAUUCCUCACGGCCGCUUUUACUCCCCUUUUGAAAAGGCGAGGCUGGAAAAGCAGCGGAAUAUUCAUAUGAUGCCGAAUGAAAUCCGCA
Exophiala dermatitidis NIH/UT8656 is the source of this 4354-nucleotide messenger RNA. RefSeq names its product peroxisomal biogenesis factor 2. Gene Ontology annotation, cellular component: peroxisomal membrane. Lineage: Eukaryota; Fungi; Ascomycota; Eurotiomycetes; Chaetothyriales; Herpotrichiellaceae. Gene Ontology annotation, biological process: protein import into peroxisome matrix. The record is from RefSeq and is a predicted model, not a curated record. The transcript has a single exon. Bases 130 to 1506 code for a protein of 458 amino acids. Gene Ontology annotation, molecular function: zinc ion binding.